CGUGCCCAAAGCUAAGAUGGCGGCGGACAUGCGGCUAGCGGCUGCUCGGAAACGCGCCCCCGAUUCCCCGGUAUCACCGGACGAAAGCAAACACCUGGUGGCACCGGGCGAUGUGAUUACAACCGACACCGGCUUCAUGAGGGGCCAUGGCACCUACACGGAGGAUGAGAAGCUCAUGGCGUCCGUCGCUGGUGAAGUGGAACGAGUGAACAAGCUGAUUUGUGUCAGACCGCUGAAGACCAGGUUCAAUGGAGAAGUCGGUGACGUGGUGGUUGGAAGGAUCACUGAGGUUCAACAGAAGCGAUGGAAGGUGGAGACUAAGUCCCGUCUGGACUCAGUCCUCCUGCUUUCGUCAGUCAACCUGCCAGGAGGGGAGCUGAGGAGGAGAUCGGCCGAAGACGAGCUGGCCAUGAGAGAUUACCUGCAGGAGGGGGAUCUCAUCAGUGCGGAGGUGCAGUCUGUGUUUGCAGACGGGGCUCUCUCUCUCCACACACGCAGUCUGAAGUAUGGCAAGCUGGGGCAGGGCGUGCUGGUGCAGGUCUCCCCCUCCCUGGUGAAGCGUCGCAAGACUCACUUCCACAACCUGCUGUGCGGCGCCUCCGUCAUCCUGGGAAACAACGGCUACGUGUGGAUCUACCCCACCCCCUCCCAGCAGGACGAGGAGGCCGGGGGCUUCUUCACCAGCACGGAGCCGGUGCCCCUCUCGGACAGGGAGGUUAUCUCGCGACUCCGGAACUGCAUCCUAGCCCUGUCCGCUCACAAGAUGCUGCUCUACGACACCAGUGUGCUGUACUGCUACGAGUCCUCGCUCGCUCACCAGAUAAAGGACAUCCUGAAGCCUGAGGUCAUGGAGGAGAUCAUCAUGGAGACCCGGCAGAGACUUGUCGAACAAGAAGGAUGAGGGUCAGGCGCUGGCGGAUCUUAACACCACUGCUGUUAGGACCCUUAAAAUAUCAUUCAGACUUUAGUAGACUUUAGCAAACUGAAGUGAUGAGCAUAGGGAGUGGGGGAGCCAUCAAGCACCGUCUCAUGUACACAAGAGCCCCAGUGCACUGUGCUGGUACACUGCCUUCAGCAUGGCACCAGUGCUGUAGAACUGACCAGAGCAUGCAUUUUAUAAUGAGUGGAACAAGGUCUUGUACGGUAUACUGCACGUUUCUGUUCAGGCACAGGCGGAACUUCUGCAUUGGCCUGGAGGUUGGAGACUUCCUGCUGUUGCAGAAGUUUAGUUGGUCUGUGUUCAAUAGUGUGUAAAACACAGUUCUGCUGAUGCUAGAGGGUUGAGACCAGUCGUGUUAAUGUGAUUUUAAAAGUACAAUAGCCCGCCCCCCCAGCCCCCAGCCGUUCUACUCGUGACCCAGCUGAUUUGUAUUUAGCAAUACAUGUUUUGUAAGAACUGUUUUUUUUAUGUUCCUGUAUUUCUUAUUAAAGUGUUUUGUGAUUUA
Molecule: messenger RNA, 1445 nt
Organism: Polyodon spathula (Mississippi paddlefish)
Lineage: Eukaryota; Metazoa; Chordata; Actinopteri; Acipenseriformes; Polyodontidae
Gene: exosc2
Product: exosome component 2
Exons: 9
Coding region: 17-901 (294 amino acids)
Biological process (GO): exonucleolytic trimming to generate mature 3'-end of 5.8S rRNA from tricistronic rRNA transcript (SSU-rRNA, 5.8S rRNA, LSU-rRNA); CUT catabolic process; TRAMP-dependent tRNA surveillance pathway
Cellular component (GO): cytoplasmic exosome (RNase complex); nuclear exosome (RNase complex)
Molecular function (GO): RNA binding
Source: RefSeq, a predicted model, not a curated record